GUGAGCUGCGACGCGUGUUUGAAAGGUAACUUCCGGGGGCGGCGGUACAAGUGUUUAAUUUGCUACGACUACGACCUGUGUGCGUCGUGCUACGAGGGCGGAGCCACCACCACAAUACACACGGCAGAGCACGCCAUGCAGUGCAUGCUAACCAGGGUCGACUUCGGUACGUACACACACACACACACUUACAUAUAAACACACAACUACACGCGCAUCACAACUACACGCCACAAGUCACACUGCACUGCAUACUAACCAGGGUCGACUUCAGCACGUGCAUAGCUAAUACAACCACACACUUUAACCAGACGACAAACACCACAACUACACACCCCGAGCGAUGAUUCUGCCUGCACUGAUUCACUGUCCUCUGUCCUUCCAGAGAUCUUUUCCAUCCUGUCUAACCCUGUCCCCUACUCCCUAACCACUACUGUUCCAUCCUGUCUAACCCUGUCCCCUACUCCCUAACCACUACUGUUCCAUCCUGUCUAACCCUGUCCCCUACUCCCUAACCACUACUGUUCCAUCCGUCCCCACCUCCCUAACCACUACUGUUCCAUCCUGUCAACCCUGUCCCCUACUCCCCAAACCACUACUGUUCUAUCCUGUCCCCUACGCCCUAACCACUACUGUUCCAUCCUUCCUGUCCCCUACUCCUAACCACUUACUGUUCAUCCUGUCCCUACUCCCUAACCACUACUGUCCAUCCUGUCUAACCCUGUCCGCCCUACUCCCUAACCCCUACUGUUCUAUCCUGUCUAAACCUGUCCCCUACUCCUAACCACUUUGUUCCAUCCUGUCUAGAACCCUGGGCCCCUACUCCCUAACACUACGUUCCAUCCUGUUCCCCCUACUCCCUAACCACUACUGUUCUCCUGUCUAUUCCUGUCCCCUGCUCCCUACCACUAACUGUUUCCAUCCUGUCUAACCCUGUGCCCCUACUUCCCUAACACUACUGUUCCAUCCGUCUAACCCUGUCCCCUACUCCCUAACCACUACUGUUCCAUCCGUCCUAAACCCUGUCCCUCUACUCCCUAACCACUACUGUUCCAUCCUGUCUAACCCUGUCCCCUACUCCUACCACUAUGUUCUCUUCAACCUGUCCCUACACCUACCACUACUGUUCCAUCCUGUCUAACCCUGUCCCCUACUCCCUAACCACUACUGUUCUAUCCUGUCUAACCCUGUCCCCUACUCCCUAACCACUACUGUUCCAUCCUGUCUAACCUGUCCCCUACUCCCUAACCACUACUGUUCUCCGUUACUGUCCCUCUCCUAACACUACUGUCCGCCCUACUCCCUAACCACUACUGUUCCAUCCUGUCAUAACACUCUGUCCCCUACUCCCUAACCACUACUGUUCCAUCCUGUCUAACCCUGUCCCCUACUCCCUAACCACUACUGUUCCAUCCUGUCCCCUACUCCCUAACCACUACUGUUCCAUCCUGUCCCCUACUCCCUAACCACUACUGUUCCAUCCUGUCUAACCCUGUCCCCUACUCCCUAACCACUACUGUUCCAUCCUGUCUAACCCUGUCCCCUACUCCCUAACCACUACUGUUCCAUCCUGUCCCCUACUCCCUAACCACUACUGUUCCAUCCUGUCCCCUACUCCCUAACCACUACUGUUCCAUCCUGUCUAACCCUGUCCCCUACUCCCUAACCACUACUGUUCCAUCCUGUCUAACCCUGUCCCCUACUCCCUAACCACUACUGUUCCAUCCUGUCUAACCCUGUCCCCUACUCCCUAACCACUACUGUUCACUCCCCUACUCCUAACCACUACUGUCUCCGCCCUACUCCCUAACCACUACUUUCCAUCCUGUUCCCCUACUCCCUAACCACUACUGUUCAUCCUGUCUAACCCUGUCCCUACUCCCUAACCACUACUGUUCUCAGUCCUUCUAACCCUGUCUCCUAUCUGUCCCUAACCCAACAUACUGUUCUAUCCUGUCCCCUACUCCCUAACCACUACUGUUCUAUCCUGUCCCCUACUCCCUAACCACUACUGUUCCAUCCUGUCCCCUACUCCCUAACCACUACUGUUCCAUCCUGUCUAACCCUGUCCCCUACUCCCUAACCACUACUGUUCUAUCCUGUCCCCUACUCCCUAACCACUACUGUUCCAUCCUGUCCCCUACUCCCUAACCACUACUGUUCCAUCCUGUCCCCUACUCCCUAACCACUACUGUUCCAUCCUGUCCCCUACUCCCUAACCACUACUGUUCCAUCCUGUCUAAUCCCUGUCCCCUACUCCCUAACCCACUACUGUUCUAUCCUGUCCCCUACUCCCUAACCACUAUGUCAUCCUGUCACCCUGUCCCCUACUCCCUAACCACUACUGUUCCAUCCUGUCUAACCCUGUCCCCUACUCCCUAACCACUACUGUUCCAUCCUGUCCCCUACUCCCUAACCACUACUGUUCAUCGUACCUGUCCCCUACUCCCUAACCACUUACUGUUCCAUCCUGUCCCCUACUCCCUAACCACUACUGUUCCAUCCGUCUAACCCUAUCUCCCUUAACCACUACUGUUCCAUCCGUCUAACCCUGUCCCUACUCCCUAACCACUUACUGUUCCAUCCUGUACCCUUACUACUCCUAACCAACUGUCUACUGAUUCCACCCUGUCCCCACUUCCCUAAACCACUACUGUUCAUCCUGUCUAUACAUAUGCCACUGUCACCCUAACUCCCUAACCACUGUACUGUCUAAGCCAGGUCCUAUCCCUAACCCCUACGUGGGUUGUAUCAUUCAACUGUCAACCACUACUCCAAACCAUACUGUUCCAUCCAUGUUACCUGCCUCCUCUCCUAGACCUGACGGUGAGUUGCCUAUACUGUCAACCCUGCUUUCCCGCUACUUCGCGGGCUAUACGAUGACUGUCCACAGACACUACUAGCACCAAGACCACUACUGUGGUUCCAUCCAGUGUCUGACUGGCUCUUCCUACAGGACAUGUAUAGCUAUGAUCCUUGUUAACUGUUAUCCACCAUAGUGUAUAAGACACAGGUUAAGGCAUUCUCAAGCCAUACAGUAGACAUGGAUUGUGUAUGUGUGCCAUUCAGAGGGUGAAUGGGCAAGACAAAACAUUUAAGUGUCUUUGAACGGGGUAUGGUAGUAGGUGCCAGGCGCACCGGUUUGUGUCAAACCCAGUAGCGUUGCAGUUAUUUUCACGCUCAACAGUUUCCCGUGUGUAUCAAGAAUGGUCCACCACCCAAAGGACAUCCAGCCAACUUGACACAACUGUGGGAAGCAUUGGAGUCAACAUGGGCUGUUGAGGCUGUUCUGAGGGCAAAAGGGGGUGCAACUCAAUAUUAGGAAGGUGUUCCUAAUGUUUUGUACACUGGGUAUAUUACUGUAUAGUAUUAUAUAAGAACACAGAGACCUCUCUACAGGACCACAUGGCUGCAGAGCACACAGAGACCUCAGAGGUGGUGAGUGGACCACUACCUUUUUUGGGGCCCCGGUCUUAGCCAUGAAAACAUGAGUGAGUCUUUAGGCCAAGCACCGGUGUAAAUCCCUGCAGUGGAAAAGAGACAUCAGUGUUUCCUCUAGAUUCUUUCCAGGCAGGAGGGAGGUGCAAAAUGUCCCCAAAGCAAUGGAGGCCAUGUUCCGUAAAACGAACAGCAUCCAAAAAGACAAGUCUGGCUGUGAAGUGUUUUCAAAUGCAUUUGAUGUGGAGCAUGCUCAGAUGGCUGUGUGUUCUACCAGGGGUUGGAACCGAUUCAUGGAACAGAACCGAUUCAUGGAACAGUACUGGCUGAAGUUUGCCAGUGAACAUCUGAAUGAUUCAGAGGAGAACUGGGUGGAAGUGUUGUGGUCAGAUGAAACCAAAAUCGAGCUCUUUGGCAUCAACUCAACUCGCCGUGUUUGAAGGAGGAGGAAUGCUGCCUAUGACCCCAAGAACACCAUCCCCACCGUCAAACAUGGAGGUGGAAACAUUAUGCUUUGGGGGUGGUUUUCUGCUAAGGGGACAGGACAACUUCACCGCAUCAAAGGGACGAUGGACGGGGCCAUGUACCAUCAAAUCUUGGGUGAGAACCUCCUUCCCUCAGCCAGGGCAUUGAAAAUGGGUCGUGGAUGGGUAUUCCAGCAUGACAAUGACCCAAAACACACGGCCAAGGCAACAAAGGUGUGGCUCAAGAAGAAGCACAUUAAGGUCCUGGAGUGGCCUAGCCAGUCUCCAGACCUUAAUCCCAUAGAAAAUCUGUGGAGGGAGCUGAAGGUUCGAGUUACCAAACGUCAGCCUCGAAACCUUAAUGACUUGGAGAAGAUCUGCAAAGAGGAGUGGGACAAAAUCCCUCCUGAGAUGUGUGCAAACCUGGUGGCCAACUACAAGAAACGUCUGACCUCUGUGAUUGCCAACAAGGGUUUUGCCACCAAGUACUAAGUCAUGUUUUGCAGAGGGGUCAAAUACUUAUUUCCCUCAUUAAAAUGCUAAUCAAUUUAUAACAUUUUUGACAUGCGUUUUUCUGGAUUUUUUUGUUGUUAUUCUGUCUCUCACUGUUCAAAUAAACCUACCGUUAAAAUUAUAGACUGAUCAUGUCUUUGUCAGUGGGCCAAUGUACAAAAUCAGCAGGGGAUCAAAUACGUUUUUCCCUCACUGUACAUGGAACAGUACAGGAAAAGAACGAACAUUUUCAUGGCGCAGAAUCAUACACACAAUUAUAUAUUUAUAUAUUACUUUGGAAGUAUGCUUGGGGUCAUUGUCCAUUUGGAAGACCCAUUUGCGACCAAGCUUUAACUUCCUGACUGAUGUCUUGAGAUGUUGCUUCAAUAUAUCCACAUAAUGUUCCUUCCUCAUGAUGCCAUCUAUUUUGUGAAGUGCACCAGUCCCUCCUGCAGCAAAGCACCCCCACAUCAUGAUGCUUUCACAGCCGUGCUUCACGGUUGGGAUGGUGUUCUUCGGCUUGCAAACUUUCCCCUUUUUCCUCCAAACAUAACGAUGGUCAUUAUGGCCAAACAGUUCUAUUUUUGUUUCAUCAGACCAGAGGACAUUUCUCCAAAAAGUACGAUCUUUGUCCCCAUGUGCAGUCGCAAACUGUAGUCUGGCUUUUUUAUGGCGGUUUUGGAGCAGUGGCUUCUUCCUUGCUGAGCGGCCUUUCAGGUUAUGUCGAUAUAGGACUCGUUUUAUUGUGGAUAUAGAUACUUUUGUACCUGUUUCCUCCAGCAUCUUCACAAGAUCCUUUGCUGUUGUUCUGGGAUUCAAAUCAAAUCAAAUCAAAUUUUAUUGGUCACAUGCGCCGAAUACAACAGGUGCAGACAUUGCAGUGAAAUGCUUACUUACAGCCCUUAACCAACAGUGCAUUUAUUUUAAACAAAAAAAGUAAGAAUAAAACAACAACAACAAAAAAGUGUUGAGAAAAAAAGAGCAGAAGUAAAAUAAAAUGACAGUAGGGAGGCUAUAUAUACAGUAAAAUAAAGUGACAGUAGGGAGGCUAUAUAUACAGGGGGGUACCGUUGCAGAGUCAAUGAUUUGCACUUUACGCACCAAAGCACGUUCAUCUCUAGGAGACAGAAAGCGUCUCCUUCCUGAGCGGUAUGAAGGCUGCGUGGUCCCAUGGUGUUUAUACUUGCAUGCUAUUGUUUGUACAGAUGAACGUGGUACCUUCAGGUGUUUGUAAAUUGCUCCCAAGGAUGAACCAGACUUGUGGAGGUCUACAAUUCUUUUUCUGAGGUCUUGGCUGAUUUCUUUUGAUUUUCCCAUGAUGUCAAGCAAAGAGGCACUGAGUUUGAAGGUAGGCCUUGAAAUACAUCCACAGGUACACCUCCAAUUGACUCAAAUGAUGUCAAUUAGCCUAUCAGAAACUUCUAAAGCCAUGACAUCAUUUUCUGGAAUUUUGCAAGCUGUUUAAAGGCACAGUCUACUUAGUGUAUGUAAACUUCUGACCCACUGGAAUUGUGAUACAGUGAAUUAUAAGUGAAAUAAUCUGUCUGUGUAUUAAUCUAAAAUGUGCAAGAAUUUCUAAAAACCUGUUUUUGUUGUCUGAAUACUUAUGUAUAUAAGAUAUUUCUGUUUAUUAUUUUUAAUAAAGUAGCAGAAAUUUCAAAAUAACUGUUUUCGAUUUGCAUAUGGGGUAUUGUGUGUAGAUUGAUGAGGAUUUGUUUUUAUUUAAUCAAUUUUAGAAUAAGGCUGUAACGUAACAAAAUGUGGAAAAAGUCAAGGGGUCUCAAUACUUUCCGAUUGCAUUGUAUGUGUGUAUAUACAGUGGGGAAAAAAAGUAUUUAGUCAGCCACCAAUUGUGCAAGUUCUCCCACUUAACAAGAUGAGAGAGGCCUGUAAUUUUCAUCAUAGGUACAUGUCAACUAUGACAGACAAAUUAAGAUUUUUUUUCUCCAGAAAAUCACAUUGUAGGAUUUUUUAUGAAUUUAUUUGCAAAUUAUGGUGGAAAAUAAGUAUUUGGUCACCUACAAACAAGCAAGAUUUCUGGUUCUCACAGACCUGUAACUUCUUCUUUAAGAGGCUCCUCUGUCCUCCACACGUUACCUGUAUUAAUGGCACCUGUUUGAACUUGUUAUCAGUAUAAAAGACACCUGUGCACAACCUCAAACAGUCACACUCCAAACUCCACUAUGGCCAAGACCAAAGAGCUGUCAAAGGACACUGCACCAGGCUGGGAAGACUGAAUCUGCAAUAGGUAAGCAGCUUGGUUUGAAGAAAUCAACUGUGGGAGCAAUUAUUAGGAAAUGGAAGACAUACAAGACCACUGAUAAUCUCCCUCGAUCUGGGGCUCCACGCAAGAUCUCACCCCGUAGGGUCAAAAUGAUCACAAGAACGGUGAGCAAAAAUCCCAGAACCACACGGGGGGACCUAGUGAAUGACCUGCAGAGAGCUGGGACCAAAGUAACAAAGCCUACCAUCAGCAACACACUACGCCGCCAGGGACUCAAAUCCUGCAGUGCCAGACGUGUCCCCCUGCUUAAGCCAGUACAUGUCCAGGCCCGUCUGAAGUUUGCUAGAGUGCAUUUGGAUGAUCCAGAAGAGGAUUGGGAGAAUGUCAUAUGGUCAGAUGAAACCAAAAUAUAACUUUUUGUUAAACUCAACUCGUCGUGUUUGGAGGACAAAGAAUGCUGAGUUGCAUCCAAAGAACACCAUACCUACUGUGAAGCAUGGGGGUGGAAACAUCAUGCUUUGGGGCUGUUUUUCUGCAAAGGGACCAGGACGACUGAUCCGUGUAAAGGAAAGAAUGAAUGGGGCCAUGUAUCGUGAGAUUUUGAGUGAAAACCUCCUUCCAUCAGCAAGGGCAUUGAAGAUGAAACGUGGCUGGGUCUUUCAGCAUGACAAUGAUCCCAAACACACCGCCCGGGCAUCGAAGGAGUGGCUUCGUAAGAAGCAUUUCAAGGUCCUGGAGUGGCCUAGCCAGUCUCCAGAUCUCAACCCAUAGAAAAUCUUUGGAGGGAGUUGAAAGUCCGUGUUGCCCAGCGACAGCCCCAAAACAUCACUGCUCUAGAGGAGAUCUGCAUGGAGGAAUGGGCCAAAAUACCAGCAACAGUGUGUGAAAACCUUGUGAAAACUUACAGAAAAUGUUUGACCUGUGUCAUUGCCAACAAAGGGUAUAUAACAAAGUGUUGAGAAACUUUUGUUAUUGACCAAAUACUUAUUUUCCACCAUAAUUUGCAAAUAAAUUCAUAAAAAAUCCUACAAUGUGAUUUUCUGGAUUUAUUUUUCUCAUUUUGUCUGUCAUAGUUGACGUGUACCUAUGAUGAAAAUUACAGGCCUCUCUCAUCUUUUUAAGUGGGAGAACUUGCACAAUUGGUGGCUGACUAAAUACUUUUUUCCCCAACUGUAUACAGUGCCUUCGGAAAGUGUUCAGAUUCCUUGACUUUUUCCAUAUUUUGUUACUUUACAGCCUUAUUCUAAAAUUGAUUAAAUAAAACAAUUUCCUCAUCAAUCUACACACAAUACGCCAUAAUGACAAAGCGAAAACAGUUAUUUUGAAAUUUCUGCAACUUUAUUAAAAAUAAUAAACAGAAAUAUCUUAUAUACAUAAGUAUUCAGACCCUUUGCUAUGAGAGUCGAAAUUGAGCUCAGGUGCAUCCUGUUUCCAUUGAUCAUCCUUGAGAUGUUCCUACAACUUGAUUGGAGUCUACCUGUGGUAAAUUCAAUUGAUUGGACAUGAUUUGGAAAGGCAAACACCUGUCUAUAUAAGGUCCCACAGUUGACAGUGCAUGUCAGAGCAAAAACCAAGCCAUGAGGUCAAAGGAAUUGUCCGUAGAGCUCUGAGACAGGAUUGUGUCGAGGUACAGAUCUGGGGAAGGUUACAAAAAAAUGUCUGCAGCAUUGAAGGUCCCCAAGAACACAGUGGCCUCCAUCAUUCUUAAAUGGAAUAAGUUUGGAACCACCAAGACUCUUCCUAAAACUGUCCGCCUGGUCAAACUGAGCAAUCGGGGGAGAAGGGCCUUGAUCAGGGAGGUGACCAAGAACCCAAUGGUCACUCUAACAGAGCUCUAGAGUUCCUCUGUGGAGAUGGGAGAACCUUCCAGAAGGACAACCAUCUCUGCAGCACUCCACCAAUCAGGCCUUUAUGGUAGACUGGCCAGACAGAAGCCACUCCUCACUAAAAGGCACAUGACAGCCCGCUUGGAGUUUGCCAAAAGGCACCUAAAGACUCUCAGACCAUGAGAAACAAGAUUCUCUGGUCUGAUAAAAUCAAGAUUCAACUCUUUGGCCCGAAUGUCAAACGUCACGUCUGGAGGAAACCUGGCACCAUCCCUAGAGUGAAGGGUGAUUUAUUAACUACAAAAAAUGUAUUUUAUUUUUACUCUGGUGGCGCUCUGCACACUCAAGCUUGUUAAGCCAACUCUUUGAAGUUCAAAGUUCCUUCAUAGAAGCCGCUCCUUUGUUGGUAUAAUUAUUUUGGCCUAAUUCAGAUAAUGCAUGUCAUAACAAGAUGCCCUGCGCCUUCUCCUCCACUCUCUCUCGCUCACUUCCCACCCGCAAAAUUUCAUUCGCAUCUCGCGCCCGACACUUGUCUGUCCAAUGCAUGUAAACAUCUUGCCCGCUCCAUAGCAAGCUGCUCUAUCCGCACUGAUUGGUAGGUAAUUUAAUGUCUAGGUAAAUGUAAAAAUAAAUAAAUCAAAUCUGAAUUUUUAAAAGGAAUUAUCUAAACCGUUACUUUUUUUCCCCCAGUUCGUACCGGUUCAGAACAUUAUUUUGCUGGUCAGAACAGUGGAACAUGAAAAACAAAAAAAAAUGUGUUCUGUUCAGAACUAAACGAUUGGAAAAUAAUUGAGGUUCCAACCUUUUGUUCUCUCUCUCCCUCCAGAUCUGUCCAAUAUGUGCUGCGCUGCCUGGCGGAGACCCUAAUCACGUGACGGACGACUUUGCUGCUCAUCUUACACUUGAACACAGAGCACCCAGAGACUUGAUAUCCUUUACACUCAGGGCGUUUCUCAAUAUGCAUACUACCGUGCUCCGAGGAUGCAUCGGUCGAAGAAUGAGUCCAAAUCAAAGUAUGCGAAACGGAGCACUGAAGGCACUUCUCAGAUGCGUACUCCGCUUGUACACAUUUCGAAGCAUGCAUCAAUGCAAGCUUCAAUGAAAAGCAUGGACAUAAAUGUGACGCAAACACGUAAGAAACGAUGUAAAAUUUCUCAAUCAGUGCUGAGCAUUGUUUGGGCUGAAGCGAGAGAAAAUAAUCUGACCUCUGAAUGAAAUGUUGCCCAUUCACGUCUCAUAUCUUACCUGACUACAAUAAUGUAUCUUGAUACGUUAAUAAAUACAUUGUUAAUUUUGGCAUGUUUACCUGCCUACAAUACCCACUGGAGUGUGCAUAGAUCGCAACCCCAUAGUAGGUCAAUAGGGCUAGCUAGCUAGCUAACCACAGAGUCCCGACUCCCCUCCUCUCACUUCCAAAAAUGUAAUCUGACAGAGAGGUGAUAAUAUCAGCAAACCACAACUGAUCACCUGAAGUCACGAUAUAUAUAUAUAUAUAUACUACCGUUCAAAAGUUUGGGGUCACUUAGAAAUGUCCUUGUUUUUCAUGAAAACAUACAUGAAAUGAGUUUGAAUAGGAAAUAUAGCAAAAUGCAUAGGAUAUGUAGUCAUUGACAAGGUUAGAAAUAAUGAUUUUUAAUUGAAAUAAUAAUUAUGUCCUUCCAACUUUGCUUUCGUCAAAGAAUCCUCCAUUUACAGCAAUUACACCCCUGCAGAUCUUUGCCAUUCUAGUUGUCAAUUUGUUGAGGUAAUCUGAAGAGAUUUCACCCCAUGCUUCCUGAAGCACCUCCCACAAGUUGGAUUGGCUUGAUGGGCACUUCUUACGUACCAUUCGGUCAAGCUGCUCCCACAACAGCUCAAUAGGGUUGAGGUCCGGUGACUGUGUUGGCCACUCCAUUAUAGACAGAAUACCAGCUGCUUCUUCCCUAAAUAGUUCUUGCAUAGUUUGGAGCUGUGCUUUGGGUCGUUGUCCUGUUGUAGGAGGAAAUUGGCUCCAAUCAAGCGCCGUCCACAGGGUAUGGCAUGGCGUUGCAAAAUGGAGUGAUAGCCUUCCUUCUUCAAGAUCCCUUUUACCCUGUACAAAUCUCCCACUUUACCACCCCCAGACCAUCACAUUGCCUCCACCAUGCUUGACAGAUGGCAUCAAGCACUCCUCCAGCAUCUUUUCAUUUGGACUGCGUCUCACAAAUGUUCUUCUUUGUGAUCCGAAAACCUCAAACUUCGUCUGUCCAUAACACUUUUUUCCAAUCUUCCUCUGUCCAGUGUCUGUGUUUUUUUUGCCCAUCUAAAUAUUUUCUUUUUAUUGGCCAGUCUCAGAUAUGGCUUUUUCUUUGCAACUCGGCCUAGAAGGUCAGCAUCCCGGAGUCGCCUCUUCACUGUUGACGUUGAGACUGGUGUUUUGCGGGUACUAUUUAAUGAAGCUGCCAGUUGAGGACCUGUGAGGCGUCUGUUUCUCAAACUAGACACUAAUGUAUUUGUCCUCUUGCUCAGUUGUGCACCGGGGCCUCCCACUCCUCUUUCUAUUCUGGUUAGAGACAGUUUGCGCUGUUCUGUGAAGGGAGUAGUACAGAGCGUUGUAUGAGAUCUUCAGUUUCUUGGCAAUUUCUCGCAUGGAAUAGCCUUCAUUUCUCAGAACAAGAAUAGACUGACGAGUUUCAGAAGAAAGUUAUUUGUUUCUGGCCAUUUUGAUUCUGUAAUCGAACCCACAAUUGCUGAUGCUCCAGAUACUCAACUAGUCUCAAGAAGGCCAGUUUUAUUGCUUCUUUAAAUCAGCACAACAGUUUUCAGCUGUGCUAACAUAAUUGCAAAAGGGUUUUCUAAUGAUCAAUUAGCCUUUUAAAAAUGAUAAACUUGGAUUAGCAAACACAAUGUGCCAUUGGAACACACAGGACUGAUGGUUGCUGAUAACGGGCCUCUGUACGCCUAUGUAGAUAUUCCAGCUACAAUAGCCAUUUACAACAUUAACAAUGUCUACACUGUAUUUCUGAUCAAUUUGAUGUUAUUUUAAUGGACAAAAAAAUUGCUUUUCUUUAAAAAACAAGGACAUUUCUAAGUGACCCCAAACUUUUGAAUGGUAGUGUACACACUCACUCACUCACUCACUACCGGUCAAAAGUUUUUUUGAACACCUAGUCAUUCAAGGGUUUUUCUUUAUUUUUACUAUUUUCUACAUUGUAGAAUAAUAGUGAAGACAUCAAAACUAUGAAAUAACACAUAUGGAAUCAUGUAGUAACCAAAAAAGUGUUAAACAAAUCAAAAUAUAUUUUAUGUUUGAGGUUCUUCAAAUAGCCACACUUUGCACACUCUUGGCAUUCUCUCAAACAGCUUCACCUGGAAUGCUUUUCCAACAGUCUUGAAGGAGUUCCCACAUAUGCUGAGCACUUGUUGGCUGCUUUUCCUUCACUCUGCAGUCCGACUCAUCCCAAACCAUCUCAAUUGGGGUGAGGUCGGGGGAUUGUGGAGGCCAGGUCAUCUGAUGCAGCACUCCAUCACUCUCCUUCUUGGUAAAAUAGCCCUUACACAGCCUGGAGGUGUGUUGGGUCAUUGUCCUGUUGAAAAACAAAUGAUAGUCCCACUAAGCCCAAACCAGAUGGGAUGGCGUAUCACUGCAGAAUGCUGUGGUAGCCAAGCUGGUUAAGUGUGCCUUGAAUUCUAAAUAAAUCACAGACAGUGUCACCAGCAAAGUACCCCCACACCAUAACACCUCCUCCACCAUGCUUUACGGUGGGAAAUACACAUGCGGAGAUCAUCCGUUCACCCACACGACGACUUACAAAGACACGGCGGUUGGAACCAAAAAUCUCCAAUUUGGACUCCAGACCAAAGGACAAAUUUCCACCGGUCUAAUGUCCAUUGCUCGUGUUUCUUGGCCCAAGCAAGUCUCUUCUUCUUAUUGGUGUCCUUUAGUAGUGGUUUCUUUGCAGCAAUUCGACCAAGAAGGCCUGAUUCACGCAGUCUCCUCUGAACAGUUGAUGUUGAGAUGUGUCUGUUACUUGAACUCUGUGAAGCAUUUAUUUGGGCUGCAAUUUGUGAGGCUGGUAACUCUAAUGAACGUAUCCUCUGCAGCAGAGAUAACUCUGGGUCUUCCAUUCCUGUGGCGGUCCUCAUGAGAGCCAGUUUCAUCAUAGCGCUUGAUGGUUUUUGCGACUGCACUUGAAGAAACUUUCAAAGUUCUUGAAAUGUUCUGUAUUAACUGACCUUCAUGUCUUAAAGUAAUGAUGGACUGUCAUUUCUCUUUGCUUAUUUGAGCUGUUCUUGCCAAAAUAUGGACUUAGCCCUAUUUGGUAAAAUACCAUCUUCUGUAUAGAUUUUUCAGAUCUACAUAUGUUUGACACAUAACAUUAGUUACAGAGGGUAGUCGAGGUCCAGGAAAAGGCCAUCAUCGAUGAACAGCCGACAUGUUGAUGACGCAAUUUACUCCAAAAGGUAACGCAGUAGCACCGUAGUGCUUCUCAAAUGUUAAAUGUAUGCGUUCUCCACGCUCCUCAUAAGAACAUGCUCGGUGCGGAAAACGGUAGUAUGCAUAUUGAGAAACACCCUGAGACUACUGUCUACAGUACACAGUCUAACCCUAACCCAGAUACUUGAAAUCCUUUACACUCCGCCUACUACUCCAGAAAAGGAUAAGCCCCCCCCUCUGAGCCUGGUUCCUCUCUAGGUUUCUUCAUUAUAGGGAGUUUUUCCCCAAUGUGCGUCUGCUUUGCUUUGCUCUUCGGUGUCUAGUCCAGGUAACUGUGAAGUACGUUCGUUGUAACAACUGCUGAUGUAAAAAAAAAAAAAAAAAAAAAGCGCUUUAUAAAAUACAUUGGAUUGUCUUCUCUGCAGGACAGUCUUAACGCUAAAGGCGUCCGCAUGCUUCCCAUCUGAAACAGUUUGUGCAUGUGUUAUGAUGACAUUUCCUGGAGUUUUUGUUCAUUUUGGUCUUUGUCAGGGUUUUUUCCCCCCGGCUGUUCAUGCACACAUUCUUUUCUCGUCGGUCAUUGGUCAACAGUAGGGAUUCUUUAAUGAAGCGUUUGUUGUCGUUCAACGACAGACAAAUCGUUUUCAUGCACAGUUUUUCAUUUGAGAAAUGCUGCACCUAACAUCUUAGUUAGAUGUAAACUUGCGCAACUAAGAUCUCCUCAGGGGAAAAAACGUCAAUUUAAUGACAGGUUUCUUGUGUUACCCGUCAAGAUGGUCAAACGGUACAACUGCUGCUUUUUUUUCUUUUUUUUCAAGUUGAAGGUCUUAACUCUUAACUCCGAGACUUGAUACCAUUUUAUGUGUAGACUACUAUUCUACUGCACUGCAAUUAAUUAUAUAGAAUUAUCUAAUUCUAAGGGGGAUUCUACUACGUAACAUGUCUAACAAAUGGAAACUCCCCCUUCAGGGAAGCAAAAGGUCAAUGUAAAACUUGCUGGAACCACAGGGCCAUCUGCUGGACAGCACUGAGUACUACAACAUACUGUGUGUGUAUCAGUUUAGCCUGUUGUGUGUUUGAGAUCGGGGACGGAGAGGGAGAGUGUUUUUAUAUACUGAACAAAAAAUAUAAAACGCAACAUGCAACAAUUUCAAAGAUUUUACUGAGUUACAGUUCAUAUAAAGGAAGUCAGUCAAUUGAAAUACAUUCAUUAGACCCUAAUCUAUGGAUUUCACAUGACUGGAAUACAGAUGUGCAUCUGUUGGUCACAGAUACCUUUAAAAAAAGGUAGGGGCGUGGAUCAGAAAACCAGUCCGCAUCUGGUGUGGCCACGAUUUUCCCCAUGCAGCGCGACACAUCUCCUUCGCAUAGAGUUGAUCAGGCUGUUGAUUGUGGCCUGUGGAAUGUUGUCCGACUCCUCUUCAAUGGUUGUGCGAAAUUGCUGGAUAUUGGCGGGAACUGGAACACGCUGUCGUACACGUCGAUCCAGAGCAUCCCAAACAUGUUCAAUGGGUGACAUGUCUGAGUACGCAGGCCAUGGAAGAACUGGGUAAUUUUUAGGAAUUGUGUACAGAUCCUUGCGACAUGGGGCCGUAUAUUAUCAUGCUGAAACAUGAGGUGAUGGCGGCAGAUGAAUGGCACGACAAUGGGCCUCAGGAUCUCGUCACGGUAUCUCUGUGCAUUCAAAUUGCCAUCGUUGAAAUGCAAUUGUGUUCGUUGUCCGUAGCUUAUGCUUAUAACCCCUCCGCCACCAUGGGGGUACACCGUUAACAACGUUGACAUCAGCAAACCACUCGCACUCACGACGCAAUACACGUAGUGUGAGGCCGGUUGGACGUACUGCCAAAUUCUCUAAAAUGAGGUUGGAGGCGGCUUAUGGUAGAGAAAUUAACAUAAAAUUAUCUGGCAACAGCUCUGGUGGACGUUCCUGCAGUCAGCAUGCCAAUUGCACGCUCCCUCAACUUGAGACAUCUGUGGCAUUGUGUUGUGUGACUAAACUGCACAUUUUAGAGUGGCCUUUUAUUGUCCCCAGCACAAGGUACACCUGUGUAAUGAUCAUGCUGUUUAAUCAGCUUCUUGAUAUGCCACACCUGUCAGGUGGAUGGAUUAUCUUGGCAAAGCAGAAAUGCUCACUAACAGGGAUGUAAACAAAUUUGGGCACAACAUUUGAGAGAAAUAAGCUUUUUGUGCGUAUGGACAAUUUCUGGGAUGUUUUAUUUCAGCUCAUGAAACAUGGGACCAAGACUUUACAUGAUGAGUUUUUAUAUUUUUGUUCAGUGUAUAUUCAUGACAUGUCCAUGAUGUUCCUUGACGGUGUUGCUCCACGAUGAGUCGAGCGGGGUGCGGCACGUGCGUCGGAUGUUCCACCCGGGUCGGGGUCUGGGGGGGCAGAGGGCCCGGCGCUCCAACAUGCACUUCACCUCCUCAACCUCCGGGGGGGGCACUACCACACAGACCUCUACCCAGAGCUCCAACCACAACAGGGAGGCCAUGGAUCCUAUAGCAGGUAGGGGGAAAGGGGAAGGGGCGGGGGUGGGGGGAAGGGGAAGGGGGAAGGGGGGGCUGGUUUGGAGAUGACAUAGCCUAAUACAGAAGCAUGUCUGUUCUACAAAAUAUGUAUCCCAAAAUGUAUUCUCAAAUUAUUUACAAUGCCUUCAGAAAGUAUUCACACCCCUUGACUUUUUACCACAUUUUGUGUUACAGACAGAAUUUUAAAAUGGAUUAAAUUACUGGCCUACACACAAUACUCCAUACUGUCAGAGUGAAGGAUGUUUUUAGAAAUUAAUUACAUAGCCUUAAUUUCAGUUUUACAAAUGGAAAAACUGAAAUGUCUUGAGUCAAUAAGUAUUCAACCCCUUUGUUAUGGCAAGCCUAAAUAAGUUCAGGAGUACAAAUGUGCUUAACAUAAUAUUUUGCAUGGAAUCACACUGUGUGCAAUAAUAGUGUUUAACAUUAUUUUUUUAAUGACUACCUAAUCUCAGUACCCCACACAUAUAAUUUUGGAAGGUCUCUCAGUCAACCGUGAAUUUCAAACGCAAAGACCAGGGAGGUUUUCCAAUGCCUCGCAAAGAAAGACACCUAUUGGUAGAUGGGUAAAAAAAAAAAAGCAGACAUUGAAUAUCCCUUUGAUCAUGGUGAAGUUAUUAAUUACACUUUGGAUGGUGUAUCAAUACACCAAGUCACUACAAAGAUUCAGGUGUCCUUCCUAACACAGUUGCCGGAGAGGAAGGAAACCGUAUUGACUCGGUUGUGAAUACUUACGCAAAUGAGAUUCCUGUGUUUUCAUUUUCUAUAAAUUUGCAAACAUUUCUAAAUAUGUUUUCACUGUCAUUAUGGGGUAUUGUGUGUAAAUGGGUCAGAAAAAAAACAUAUUUUAAUCAGUUUUGAAUUCAGGCUGUAACACAACAAAAUGUGGAAUAAGUCAAGGGGUAUGAAUACUUUCUGAAGGUUGCGCUGUGUGCACUGAAAUGACACGCACUGAAAUGACAUGCAUGAUUGUUGCUGACGCUCUGAUUUUCAGUUGAAGAGAAUUAAAUAGUCUGUCAUAUGCACCACAAUGGCGCUAAACUCAAGCAGCUGUAGCGGCUGGUAAAGUCAUUCAAAGCCUCUACUUUGCAGAUCAAUUCUUCACAUUCAUUGUUUUAAACAAAAUCUUAAAAAUCACAACACUGGUAAACCGUGGUUGACGGUUUACCAGUGUUGUGAUUUUUAAGAUUUUGUUUAAAACAAUGAAUGUUGAGAAUUGAUCUGCACUGUAUGUUCCUGGUCCUCUGUAGCUCAGCUGGUAGAGCAGGGCGCUUGUAACGCCAAGGUAGUGGGUUCGAUCCCCGGGACCACCCAUACACAAAAAAUGUAUGCACGCAUGACUGUAAGUCGCUUUGGAUUAAAGCGUCUGCUAAAUGGCAUAUUAUUAUAAUUAAUUAUUUAUGUUUGUUAGCUAGCCAGACAGUUUUAGAGAAAUGAUUCCAUACAUAUUUUCAAAUUAACUGGCAAUAUGCCAACAUUCCAUUCAAACAAUGCAGUCAAUUCACAGCCAUAAACUGGCUGAAAUCAGUUGAUGGGACGGAGACGAGUUGUAAAUGCAACAAAUAAUUUCCCAAGAAAACAAAAUCUGAGACAUUUAUGGUCUCUUUACAGAUGUUAAAUUGGUAUAAAACCCAUAUAAACUGUAUUUAUAAUUAUAUGACAAUAUUUUAGGUUGACUAUAUAAUUCCAUUACACAAUUUACACCAUUACACAAUGCCUAGGCAACCAAAGACUCGUUUGCUAAAACACCUUGCUUGUUUCAGCAAGGAGUAAGGAAGUUUCAUCACCUUGUAGAGUCCCAUUUUACAGUAGAAAAUGGACUCAACCGCCCGAAUGCCUGGCCGUCCAGUCAUUAUUCAGCUGUUCAUUACACAGACAAAAACAAGGGGGGUUGUGUGUAACUGCCAAAAUAAAGGAAACCCACAACAUAAAGUGUCUUAACAGGGCGUUGGGCCACCACGAGCCGGAACAGCUUCAAUGCACCUUGGCAUAGAUUCUACAAGAGUGGAACUCUUAUUUUCUUCCACAAGAAAUUCCAUCAUUUGGUGUUUUGUUGACGCUGGUGGAAAAACACUGUCUCAGUCGCCAACCCCAGAAUCUCCCAUUAGUGUUCAAUUGGGUUGAGCUCUGGUGACUGAGACGGCCCAUGGCAUAUGGUUUACAUAGUUUUCAUGCUCAUCAAACCAUUCAGUGACCACUCGUGCCCUGUGGAUGGGGGCAUUGUCAUCCUAUGGGGGCAUAGCCAUGGUGGCCAAAAUAAUGGCCUGCCCACACGAAAACACACAGAUUCUUCAAAAAUAAUAUGCAUUGUGCAACACACACCAUUAGUACACACCCACCCAAGGCCCUUAUAGACCAGUCCAGACAGUAAAGACAGUGUUUGUGUGUCGGUGUUGCAAUGACACAUUCCUUAAAAGUUAUCCUAAUCCUGAUUUUAAUCCAGUUGGUUCAAUGCUGUGUUUUAACGGCUGGCACCGGCCCGGACAGACAAGUCAGACUUAAGCCAGACCAAAGUAUUUGACUCCUGUUGGAAACACCAUAUUUCACUCUCUCAGGGCUGGUUAGGGUUGAAUAAUAUGAUUUUAUUUAACCCUCCUCCUCCCUCCCUCCCUGUCUCUUCGCCCCCGCCUCGCAGAGCUGCUGUCCCAGUUGUCAGGGGUGCGUAGGUCGGCGGGCGGCCAGCUGAGUUCGGGUCCUUCAGCCUCCCGGCUACAGCAGCUCCAGGUAGGUAGUCCAGAGGAGGGUCAGCAACCAGAGGGUCGACAGUUCGAAUCCCAGCUCCGACGAAGAAUCCCAGUAGCCUAGAAUCUAAGAUGCCAUUUUGCCCUUGAGUGAAGCGCUCAACCCUUCAUCAUUGUCUUCUACGACUUCUUCCUCUCCUUCUUCCUCUCCUCCUUCGUCAUCUUCAUCCUCAUCCUCCUCUGUGUUCUUCCUCCUCCUCCUCUGUGUUCCUCCUCCUCCUCCUCUGUGUUCUUCCUCCUCCUCCUCUGUGUUCUUCCUCCUCCUCCUCUGUGUUCUUCCUCCUCCUCCUCUGUGUUCUUCCUCCUCCUCCUCUGUGUUCUCCUCCUCCUCCUCUGUGUUCUUCCUCCUCCUCCUGUGUUCUUCCUCCUCCUCCUCUGUGUUCUUCCUCCUCCUCCUCUGUGUUCUUCCUCCUCCUCCUCUGUGUUCUUCCUCCUCCUCCUCUGUGUUCUUCCUCCUCCUCCUCUGUGUUCUUCCUCCUCCUCCUCUGUGUUCUUCCUCCUCCUCCUCUGUGUUCUUCCUCCUCUGUGUUCUUCCUCCUCCUCUGUGUUCUUCCUCCUCCUCCUCUGUGUUCUUCCUCCUCCUCCUCUGUGUUCUUCCUCCUCCUCUGUGUUCUUCCUCCUCCUCUGUGUUCUUCCUCCUCCUCUGUGUUCUUCCUCUUCCUCUGGAUGCAGCUCCAGCUGGAUCGGCAGCAGACCCAGGCUGCCAGACAGCAGUUGGAGAUGUCCCGGAGCACCUCGCAACGCGGCAGCCGCACCUCCACCCAGGCAGGGCUGAACGCCAACCCCAACCCUGGGCAUCACAACGCCAACCCUGGCUCCAACUCCUUCAACAACCCUAGUCCCAACCCGGUGCAGCACGUGUCCAACACACACACACAGAACAGCAACUCCCAGUUCCUUCUCAACAGGUUGGCAGCUGUCUGCUACACACACACAGAACAGCAACUCCCAGUUCCUUCUCAACAGGUUGGCAGCUGUCUGCUACACACACACAGAACAGCAACUCCCAGUUCCUUCUCAACAGGUUGGCAGCUGUCUGCUACACACACACAGAACAGCAACUCCCAGUUCCUUCUCAACAGGUUGGCAGCUGUCUGCUACACACACACACAGAACAGCAACUCCCAGUUCCUUCUCAACAGGUUGGCAGCUGUCUGCUACACACACACAGAACAGCAACUCCCAGUUCCUUCUCAACAGGUUGGCAGCUGUCUGCUACACACACACAGAACAGCAACUCCCAGUUCCUUCUCAACAGGUUGGCAGCUGUCUGCUACACUUCAUUUAACCUUCAUUUAUUCUGGUUGUUCUCAUUGAGAUCAAAUCUCUUGAGCGAGAGACUUGUUCUUAGGCUUCUGUCUGUCUGCUACUCUCCCCUCCCUCACUCACUCUCCCCUUUCUCCCUCUCCCCCCCUCCCUCCCUCCCUCUCCCCUCCCUCCCUCCCUCCCCCUCUCCCCUCCCUCCCUCCCCCUCCCCCCUCCCCCCUCCCCCUCCCCCCUCCCCCAGACUGAGCGAGGAGAGGUUGUCGGAGGCGGAGCUCCAGCUGAGAGAGGGCCAGUGGGCGGACCGCUCCCUCUUCGUCACGGAGCUCCUCCUCUCCACCCUGAUAGCCAAUUCCGACAACAGCGAAGACGACGAUCUCCAUGACUGCCACGACGCCGUGACGCGAGGCUCGGACGCCUUCGCUGCCUUUGGAGACAUGGGCUGCGUGGAGGUCAUGACCUUAGACGUGGCGGUGGAAAACCUCAACCUCCGAGAACAGAAGAAUGCGCAGCAGCCCCUGGCUUUUCCGCCACUU
Coregonus sp. 'balchen' is the source of this 19906-nucleotide messenger RNA. The record is from the annotation of a GenBank genome assembly. Lineage: Eukaryota; Metazoa; Chordata; Actinopteri; Salmoniformes; Salmonidae.